UAUGAAACGUUUUGUUGAGCAAGAUAAUUUGUGAUGCAAAACGUAAAUAGUGGUGUGACUCACUAACCAAUACACGUAAAUAAUAUAAAUAAAAUCAUGGCAGAUAACGAGCAAAAAGCUCGUCAGUUAGUUGGUGAGGCCGAGAAGAAAGAGAAGUCUGCUCAAGGAUUUUUGGGAUCAUUGUUUGGCUCAUCUAGCAAAACAGAAGAAGCUUGUGAGCUUUAUGUGAGAGCAGCAAAUUCAUUUAAAAUGAGUAAAAAGUGGGCAGAGGCAGGACAGUGUUUUUGUAAGGCAGCUGUAAUACAGAUUAAGCUACAAAGCAAACAUCAAGCUGCCUCAGAAUAUGUGAAUGCCUCUACCUGUUAUAAAAAAGGAGAUCCUAACGAGGCUGUGAAUUGUUUACUUAAGGCCAUAGAAAUAUUUACAGACAUGGGUAGAUUUUCAAUAGCAGCAAAACAUCACAUGUCUGUUGCAGAAAUAUAUGAAACAGAAUUAGUUGAUAUAGAUAAGGCAAUAACAAAUUAUGAACAAGCUGCUGAUUACUUUAAAGGAGAAGAAUCUAACAGCUCAGCAAAUAAAUGUUAUUUGAAAGUCGCACACUUUUCUGCACAGUUAGAAAAUUAUGAGAAGGCAAUCGAGCUGUAUGAACAGAUUGCCAUUUCCUGUAUGGAUAAUCAGUUACUGAAAUAUAGUGCUAAGGAUCAUUUCUUUAAAGCUCUGUUAUGUCACUUGUGUGUAGAUCUAUUGAAUGGUCAGCAGGCUGCACAGAAAUAUGUGGAGAUGUUUCCACAGUUUGCCGAUUCUAGAGAAUAUAAAUUAGUAAAGAAAUUAAUGGAAGCAGUGGAAGAAGAAAAUGCUGAUACUUUUACAGAUGCUGUUAAAGAGUAUGAUAGUAUUUCACGAUUAGAUCAGUGGACUACAACAAUAUUACUAAGGAUCAAGAAAAAUGUCAGUGAUGAAGACUUGCGUUAAUUUAUAUCAUUACUUUAUUUCAUUAAUCAUUUGUGAAAUUACGUUAAUUCUUUUGUUAUAAUGAUGUAUACAUAAAUGUUUGACCUAAUGUAACUUAGUGAUUAUAAUGAAAAGUUAUUUAUUACUGGUCUUUUGAUUUAUUAUUUGUUUGAAAAAUUAUGAAAUGCAUGCAAACACUCAAAUUAAGGUUGUAUGGGAGUACGAUCAAAUGAUAGAUUUUUUUAUACUUUGCCAAAAUGAAGUAAACAUGGUGAUACAUUUUAAAAUGUAAUGAAAAAUCCAUGUAGAUUUGUACAGUUCUGAGUUACCUCACUUAAUAUGCAAAGUUCUUUUAACAAGUAACACUCCUGCAUCCAUAUUAUCUGACUUUAUAACGAAAUUUUAGAAUAUUGUGUUCAGCUUUUUUACAAUUCAAGAUGGCAGAAAACUCCCAUACUACCGUAAAAAGACACACAUGAAUUAUUUAUAUCAACGUAUAUUCUGCCUUCAUGUUAAAGGGGCACUAGAUGUUAAAUUCAUGUUCACCAAUUUGACCUUAAUUCUCAUAUUUGAUUUACAACAAUGUAAAACAUUUAUCCAAACUAUCAAAAGUCUAAA
This is a messenger RNA of Mytilus trossulus (common blue mussel), 1569 nucleotides long. Its product is annotated as alpha-soluble NSF attachment protein-like. The coding region runs from base 97 to 972 and encodes 291 amino acids. Gene Ontology annotation, biological process: intracellular protein transport; SNARE complex disassembly. Gene Ontology annotation, molecular function: syntaxin binding; soluble NSF attachment protein activity. Gene Ontology annotation, cellular component: SNARE complex; vacuolar membrane. NCBI's taxonomy places the organism in Eukaryota, Metazoa, Mollusca, Bivalvia, Mytilida, Mytilidae. The record is from RefSeq and is a predicted model, not a curated record. The transcript is spliced from 9 exons.